AUGCAUCUAUGGAGCCUCUCGGCCCUAGUCCUCACAGCCACCAUUAGAUGUGUCACAUUCGCCACGCCAAUUGUCGGACCUCAGUCUCUACCCCGAAAUCACGUGCAAUGCAACGCCGCGAACGAACUCUGCCAAGUCCAGCAAACAUGCGAUAACGCACCAUCUAUUGUUGCUGGAACCGUGCCGAAACCUUGGCCCUCCUCUGUCGCAACAUUGGUCAACCCUGUGCCUGCGCUCGAGACCCUCGCCAAUGGUGCCAGUGGGGUUUCCGCCUCUCGCAGUCUCGAAACUCGGCUACAAAACACAGUCCAGUGGUGCGCCCUAGGCACCGAAGUAUAUAUCCUGCUCGUCCUACAAGGGACCCAAGGCGCAGCGGCAAUCAAGAGCACACUGGGGACUGCUAUACGACAAGUGGAAACCCAAAUGGAUACGCAGACAGCCAACGAAAGCGAGACGGGCAUAGCGGCUGGCAGUGCACCAGUGUACAGUCUCGCUGGAGCAGUGGGCUCGAACGCAAAGAUUACGGCGACUAAUACGGCAGGGGUCAAUAUGACUUGGGUGGAGCUGGAAUUGGGCCUGCUGAUGAUAGUGGAUUGGAUGGACAACAAUUCUUACGGAUGGGGUAGUGCGAGUGUUUGGGAUGGAGCGGAUGAGGUGGGGUUGGUUUACAUCACUGUUUAG
Messenger RNA from Letharia columbiana, 681 nucleotides. RefSeq lists its product as uncharacterized. The transcript has 2 exons. Bases 1 to 681 code for a protein of 226 amino acids. Lineage: Eukaryota; Fungi; Ascomycota; Lecanoromycetes; Lecanorales; Parmeliaceae. The record is from RefSeq and is a predicted model, not a curated record.